AUGACAGUCCGUCAUGAAACGAGCCGCAGGAGCACCAGUGACUCUUCAGCAUUUGUGAAUAUCAGCUUAUCCGAUCCCGCGGUCCUGAAGGUCCCACCGAUCAUCGAUCCGAAUGCCUCAUCGGUGAUAUUUCCAAUCGUGCCUGGGAUUGACAUGACUCAUCUCGCUCCAAUCUUUUCUACUGCGGAUGGGGUUGUUGUCUCGCCACCAUCGGGUACUGUUGUGGACUUGCAGGCUGGCGCAGAAUAUGUGCUAAGCAGCAACGACGUUUCGACGGCAACUUGGAGCUUCAGGGCGGUAGAGAUGCGAAGUCCUGUCCUUCCGGGGUUCUACGCAGACCCGAAUAUUGCGAUCUUCGGCGAUACAUAUUACAUUUAUGCGACAACAGACGGGUUUCCUGGAUGGGGUGGCAACGUCUUUUAUGUCUGGAAGUCACCGGACCUGGUCUCCUGGACCAGAAGCAAAGAGCCCAUCUUGACAUUGGAUGGGGCAAAAGGAACAGUUCCUUGGGCCACCGGCAAUGCGUGGGCGCCGACGAUCACCAGCCGUGACGGGAAAUACUACUUCUACUUCAGUGGAAACAACCCGUCCUACGACCGAAAGACAAUCGGUGCUGCUGUCGCGGACUCGCCUGAGGGCCCCUUCGUUGCGCAACCAACUGCAAUGAUCCUCAAUAACGAGGCCCUCACCACAAAUCAAGCCAUUGACCCGGACGCAUUCUUGGACCCUGUGACCGGGAAAUACUACAUCCUCUGGGGCAAUGGGAAGCCGCUCAUCGCGGAGCUCAACGACGACAUGGUCUCGAUCAACCAGAAUACAAUCGCUGCAAUCACCGGUCUGACGGACUUUCGUGAAGGGAUAUUCAUAGUCUAUCGCAAAGGUCUCUAUCACAUCACGUAUUCUAUCGAUGACACCGGCUCGGAGAAUUACCGCGUUGGCUACGCAACAUCAACUUCGGUGCAUGGGCCGUGGACCUACCGCGGUGUUGUUCUACAAAAGAACGUUAAGUACGGUAUCCUUGCGACCGGCCAUGACUCGAUGGUCAACGUGCCUGGCACGGAUCACUGGUACAUGGCGUAUCACCGUUUCGGAAUUCCCAAUGGGGAUGGGACUCACCGUGAAACGACAAUUGAUCGUUGCCACUUUGAUGCGGAUGGUUUUAUGCGACCUAUUGUGCCGACACUGACAAGUGUUGGGCCGGAACUUAUCCGCAGACGUUCAAAUGAAUUCUCAACCUAUGAUUGA
This is a messenger RNA of Thyridium curvatum, 1245 nucleotides long. RefSeq lists its product as uncharacterized. The record is from RefSeq and is a predicted model, not a curated record. Gene Ontology annotation, molecular function: hydrolase activity, hydrolyzing O-glycosyl compounds. The coding region runs from base 1 to 1245 and encodes 414 amino acids. Gene Ontology annotation, biological process: carbohydrate metabolic process. NCBI's taxonomy places the organism in Eukaryota, Fungi, Ascomycota, Sordariomycetes, Thyridiales, Thyridiaceae. The transcript has a single exon.